UUCACGUCCCAUAAGUUAGUUUAGUUACGGUACUUUCUAGAAAUCGUGCGGCACUCGUUUGUUUGUGCUCGAAUCGGCUUAUUCUAUUCAGAGAGUUAUGACAUUUGACUGUUAUGUUUGAUUGCGAAUUAAAAAAUUAAUUGGGGGGAGUGUAAGUUACACCGUCGACCUCCAUUUCACUAACUUUAUUUUGUGAAAAUGCUUUAGUGAUUAGCAUUUAAAGCAGUGUAACAUUCAGGUUAUGGGAUUCAGAUCUUGUACUGUGCAAUUCGACCUAGACUAUAAACUGAGUCUACUGCUUUUAACUUAAUUGGUUGUAACUGUGGUGUAAAAAGAAAACUCAACCCCAUAAUCUGAAGUUAAAAUUUUAAUUUUAAGUUAACUAAAGAUGGCAGAUCAAAGAAAAUCUAUACCAAGUUAUAUUUAUCAAAGUACAAAGACACCGGAUGCUAAUGCUUCUCUAGAUAAAAGAAAGAAAAAAUUAAAAUUUCGAAGAACAAGUGAUGAUGAUAUGCAUACUCUAUCACAACCACGUGAAAGCAUUGCCGGAACUGAACUCAUUUCUGGUAAAGACCCAGAAAAAGAAGGAACUUUUGGCAACGAUCAAACUUUUAUAAAAACAAUGACUACAGAAGAGGUAACUGAUCAUAUCCAUAAAUGUCUAGAAAUGAGCUCUGAAAAUAAAAUAAAUACGAAGAACGCCUUUGCUCUUCAACUUAUAGAUUGUAUGAAAUUAUUACUGCCGAAAGAAGAUUUCUCAGUCAUGGCUUGCACACUAGACGCUGGGCAGAAAAUAUACGCUUCUAGAGUUGAUGGCCUUCAUCAGCAAGUCAUAAAGCUUGCCGAAGAAGUAAUUAAUAACGAGAAGAAAAAUAAAAUGUCUGAGGGCAAAAUGGAAGAAGAUGAGGAGGCAUUAAAAAAAGGAACAAGAAAAGCAGGCAAAAAAAAUGUUUUAGCUUCUGCCGAAAGUUUAAGACGAACCUUAAAAAGUAAUGAUCCCAAAGACAAAUUUAUAAAAUUUGAUGGUUUACCUGGAGCUAUGAUGAAGUCAGUUAAAAUAGACCCACAAGAUUUGUCAUUUACAAUGCUAAAAAACACUCCAUUUUGGCCCAAGUUGGAAAACUAUAAGCCCAUCACAGUAAAUGAAACCGUGUCAAUACCUCAUUGUGAAAUAUAUCGGAAUAAAAGUGAAUCAAAAGUUAAGAGCAACCUACAAAUAUUGUCCUCAGAAUUAGACAAAAGUGAACUUGCAGGUGGAUCACUGGUAGUCUCUGGGGAGGAGUCUGAAGAUAUAUGUGACGUAGAUAUGCCAUGUGACCUAUCAUCAAGCGAUACUGAAGAGAAAGAAGACACAAAAGAAAUUGAAGAUGAAGUGGACAUUAUUUCUUUAGCUUUAAGACGUUUGAAUGAAGAAGCAAAAGAAAACAAAGAUAUUUGUAAUAUUCCAACGCGUCAGGAGACUAUGAAAAUGUUGUUUGAUAAUAUUAGUGAUUACCACUACCUUAACAUGGAAAAAGCAAACUACUGGUCUGGCCAUAAGUUUUGGAAAAGGUCUCAAUCCACACUUAUUGAUGGCAACGAGAAAAGAAAGGCUACAAAGAAAAAGAAAGAGCCAGAACCAAUUGUUUAUACUGGCCCUGCUGCUGAGAAAUCAAUAAGUACAGUUUUGAGAAAAGGGACAACAUUGAACAAAAAAACAUUAAUGGGGUGGAAAACUAAAAAUGUCACUCAUGCCAAUGAUUUAAAAGUAAACGUAAGAACCUUUUUAGACUUGUUUAGCAUGCCAGAAUUCUUAGAACUUGAAGAAGACCAAAAUUCAAGCAGAUCAAACGAAAGAGAAGUUGACGGGACGAAUUCUGACAAUAACAAUGACACAAUUGAUGAUGACCCUAUGACUGACUCUCCUCAAAGCCAAGAUAGACUGAACAGUUCAUUUUACGAAAACGCUCCAGAAAAUUGUGCAAGUUUAGAAGAACAUGGGGAUCCACUAAACUCAGCAUUUUAUGAUGCCAAACUGACUCAAAACAUGCUAUCACAAAACUUGUCAGGAGAUGACGGAAAGAUAGUCAAAGUAAAAUUUGCCUGUAGCCAAACCACUGAUGAAUCACUUGUACCAGUUCCUAAUAUGGUUAAAUUUGAACCAAUCAGGUACAAAACAAAACCCAUCAGGGUUAAUAUGCAAAAUCUGAAGCAGAAUAUGUUGACAGUGAUUAAAGAAAAGGAACAACAUAAUAUUCAGGAUGAUGCCUUGGAAAACCUUGAAACACAGCCAAAAGUAAAGUUCAGCGAUGUUUUACGGGAUCUUCCGCCGAGAUUAGAAGAAAAAACUGCUGAAGACUUAUCACCAGGAAUGGCACUAUUGUCUCUUCUUUUUUUAGCCAAUGAAAACAAUCUUCAGUUGAAGAACACCAAUGAUUACUCUGACGUUGAAAUCUCUUUUGAAAAGAAGAAUCUAGAGGAUGACUAAUGUGAUGGAAGAAAGCUGAAAUCCCCCUUUCUCUACUCUUAAGGGUUGAAGAUGUACCUUCAUUCAUGUUUACCUUAGUACAUUUUAUCAAGUAAUGGAUAACAUGUUGUUUAUGCAAUUGCAUGAAAAAGAAAAUCCUAUUUCUAGCAUGCUUAAUGUUUUUGUUUUAAAGUUGACAAUACAAAAUUAAAAUAUCAAUUUUUUAAUAAAAAAACUCCCUUUUGUUCUGAUUUUGUAGGUUAGGGUAGUAAGAAAAACACUGUAUAAUAGAAAAAGAUAACUGAUUUAUCAUCUUUAAGACAACUCCAGAUUAAAAUACUAGUAAUGUAAGCUUAUUACUAAUUUAAAUCUUGGGCAUUUGAGGAGUGUAAGAAAAAUUUUCCAUGAUUAUCCUCAAAUGUAUCCUUAGAGAUAAGUAGUUUAAUACUUAUGUAUUGUAAUAACAAUGAUCUCCUGGUUUCAUCUUCUCGUGUAUAACAUUUCCUGGUUUUGGAUUAUAAUUAGUUUGUACUCUUAAAAAACUAAUUUAAUUUUUGUUUGAAUAAGUUA
Messenger RNA from Macrosteles quadrilineatus (aster leafhopper), 3016 nucleotides. RefSeq names its product condensin complex subunit 2-like. Gene Ontology annotation, molecular function: chromatin binding. The coding region runs from base 389 to 2467 and encodes 692 amino acids. Gene Ontology annotation, cellular component: condensin complex. Gene Ontology annotation, biological process: mitotic chromosome condensation. Lineage: Eukaryota; Metazoa; Arthropoda; Insecta; Hemiptera; Cicadellidae. The record is from RefSeq and is a predicted model, not a curated record. The transcript is spliced from 3 exons.